AUGCAGUUCACCACCGCUCUCUCCAUCUUGGCCAUCGCCACCACCGCCGUGGCCGUCCCCGCCGCUCAGGACAGCACUGCGUCUCUUGAGUCUCAGGUGAAGGAGGUGGCCGCUCAGCGGGGCACCUCUGAUGGCACCAUUAGCACCGUCACGGAGGCACAAUGCGUUCCUCCCAUUCUGUGCUGUGGCUCCCUCACCACUCCUCUUGACCCUCUUGUCGACCCUAUCCUCUUGGACCUGGGUAUUGAUGCUUCCAACAUUGUUGGCUCCAUCGGUCUUCUUUGCAAGGACUACGACGACAGCUGCUCGUCGGAACCUCAGUGCUGCACUGAGAUCAACCUUUUGAACGGUCUUCUGGCUCUCGGAUGCUCUACCCUGGAGCAGUAA
This is a messenger RNA of Aspergillus luchuensis, 387 nucleotides long. Its product is annotated as hydrophobin family protein. Gene Ontology annotation, cellular component: fungal-type cell wall. Gene Ontology annotation, molecular function: structural constituent of cell wall. The transcript is spliced from 3 exons. The record is from RefSeq and is a predicted model, not a curated record. NCBI's taxonomy places the organism in Eukaryota, Fungi, Ascomycota, Eurotiomycetes, Eurotiales, Aspergillaceae. Bases 1 to 387 code for a protein of 128 amino acids.